AUGCCUGAGAUCGCGGAAAUUGCGCGAGUGGUCCAUUUCCUUCGCAAGCAUCUGGUAGGCAAGAAGAUUGCCAAGGUGCAAGCACCAGACGAUGCGUCAAUUUUCGGGAAAGUCGGCACCAGCGGCCCAGCUUUUGAAGCUGCGUUGAAGGGCAAGAAAGUGGUGUCCGCAGGCACCCAGGGCAAGUAUUUCUGGUUGAUACUUGAUAGCCCUCCUCAUCCGGUGAUGCACUUUGGUAUGACAGGAUGGAUUCACAUCAAGGGUGAUAAGACUGCAGAUAGCAGCUACUACAAGAGGACGAAGCCCGAAGAUGUUGAGGCAUGGCCACCUAAAUUCUGGAAGUUCCAGCUGGAGACAGAAGGAAACCCGAAAGUCGAGGUUGCAUUCACAGAUCCCAGGCGAUUUGGUCGUAUUCGUCUAGUUGACUGUCCGGGGGCCGAGAUUCGGAAGAACUCUCCUCUGGUAGAGAAUGGACCAGAUCCAGUAAUUGACCUCGAUGUCUUCACCGAGGAAUAUCUACGCAAGAAGAUGCAGAGUCGGCACGUACCUAUCAAAGCUCUCAUACUGGACCAGGCAGUCAUCAGUGGCAUAGGGAAUUGGGUUGGCGAUGAAGUCAUGUACCACGCCAAACUUCACCCUGAGCAAUACUGCGAUGAAUUUAAUGACAAACAGAUUAAGCAGCUAUUCGAAUCGAUACGGUAUGUAUGUCAGACCGCUGUUGACAAGCUUGGAGAUGCAGACGAGUUCCCUGGGGAUUGGCUUUUCAAGCAUCGAUGGGGAAAGGGAACGAAAGGAGGCUCAACUUCCUUGCCUAACGGCGAAAAGCUUGCCUUUAUCACAGUCGGCGGAAGGACUAGCUGUUACGCACCAAAUAUCCAGAAGAAAACUGGACAUGUCCCUCCAGGCAUCAAGGAAGAACCUCUGGAGGCUGCAGAAACCGGCAGUAAAUCAACCAAGUCCAAGAAAGCUAAGAAAGAAGUCGAGGAAGAUGUCAAACCAGCAAAAUCUCGCAAGAACAAAAAAAUGGAAUCGGAGACAGAUGAUGAGCAGCCAAGCAAGAAACCCAGAACUCAGAAGGGUACUACCAAGGCUGUGGCUAAAGCGGAACCUUCAAAGAAGGCAAAGAACGAGAAAAUGGUGAAUUCGACACCAGAUACCGGGCGGCGACGAUCAGGGAGGCUCGCACGAUAA
Messenger RNA from Phaeoacremonium minimum UCRPA7, 1191 nucleotides. RefSeq names its product putative formamidopyrimidine-dna glycosylase protein. Gene Ontology annotation, biological process: base-excision repair. The record is from RefSeq and is a predicted model, not a curated record. Gene Ontology annotation, cellular component: nucleus. The transcript has 3 exons. Gene Ontology annotation, molecular function: zinc ion binding; damaged DNA binding; DNA-(apurinic or apyrimidinic site) endonuclease activity. Bases 1 to 1191 code for a protein of 396 amino acids. Lineage: Eukaryota; Fungi; Ascomycota; Sordariomycetes; Togniniales; Togniniaceae.